Molecule: messenger RNA, 600 nt
Organism: Caenorhabditis briggsae
Lineage: Eukaryota; Metazoa; Nematoda; Chromadorea; Rhabditida; Rhabditidae
Exons: 2
Coding region: 1-600 (199 amino acids)
Biological process (GO): signal transduction; peptidyl-serine phosphorylation
Cellular component (GO): nucleus; cytoplasm
Molecular function (GO): ATP binding; protein serine/threonine kinase activity
Source: RefSeq, a predicted model, not a curated record
AUGGAAGUCAUACAAACGUCCUACUUUGAUUGGAAUUGCUUAUCAAAUGAUGAAAUGCCUCAGGCAUUACACGAAUUGCGAUUGGUUCAUAGGGAUGUGAAGUUAUCCAAUUUCGCCCUAACGCAACCCAAGACUCCGGGAAAUCAAGUGUCUGUGAAGAUCCUGGAUUUUGGAUUGAGCCACGUUUAUGCUGACGCAGAUGGAAAUCUCAGAGACGAUCCCAGAGAUUUUAACUUCUCGAAAAUGAAAUACUCAUCUUAUGAUGUUUCUUUGGGAUGCGACCCGGCGCCCAAAGACGAUGUUAUCCAAGCCAGCUACGCCAUCUUAUAUGCCAGCGGCUUCGAUUUCCGCCAAAAACUCAAAUCUCCUGAGAAUGAUUUGAUGAACUGGAAGCGGGAGUUGAUUCGGACCCCGCGCGACACUCUGCCACUGAUGAUGAAGUUCAUGACUCCAUUUUUUGAAAUGGUUGGAGAACUCAAUGACAUCAUCCCUGUAAAUCAUGAUCUUCUCAAACAACGCAUCCAGGAAUGUUUGUCUGAGGUUGAUGCCAACAGUGAUCUGAUUUUGACUCAGGAGGAUGGACAACCACUUCUCAUCUGA